This is a messenger RNA of Syzygium oleosum, 1962 nucleotides long. RefSeq lists its product as uncharacterized. The transcript has 7 exons. Lineage: Eukaryota; Viridiplantae; Streptophyta; Magnoliopsida; Myrtales; Myrtaceae. The record is from RefSeq and is a predicted model, not a curated record. The coding region runs from base 188 to 1705 and encodes 505 amino acids.
CACCACCACCAUACUUCCUUUGUCCCUUCUGCACUCUCUCUCUCUCUCUUAAAAGAGGAUUCUGCUUAUCAAUGUGCAAGUGAGAGAGAAAGUGGGACACAUUAUCUCUGUGGGUCAGUUCUUGAAAUGGGGUGCUUGAAUCUUCAUCUUUGAGCAUUCUGUCCAAUGUUUCUGGUGAAAAACAGCAAUGAGCAGAAACUGGGUUGUCUUUGUCCUCAUCCUAGUGAUUCUCUGUGGAGGCUUCUCAUCAGCUUCAGCUACUCCUGCAAAAAUUCUGGGUAGUGCUGUGUCCAAUGUAGUAUCUGCUCUUGUGAAAUGGCUGUGGUCGCUGCAACAAUCCACUUCCAAACCAACUGUUCCUAGCCGUUCAAUGAUGAAAUUCGAAAGUGGAUACACCGUGGAGACAGUUUUUGAUGGUAGCAAGCUCGGAAUUGAACCGCAUUCGGUUGAGGUCUCUCCUAGUGGGGAGCUUAUGGUGCUGGACUCUGCGAAUAGUAACCUCUACAGAAUGUCAUUCCCUUUGUCCCGUUAUAGCAGGCCCAAGCUCAUUGCUGGCUCGCCCGAGGGGUAUUCCGGGCAUGUAGAUGGGAAGACUAAAGAAGCGAGGAUGAGCCAUCCUAAGGGGCUUACUGUUGAUAAUAGAGGGAAUAUUUACAUUGCCGACACAAUGAACAUGGCCAUCAGAAAGAUCAGUGACACGGGCAUGUCAACCAUAGCUGGUGGGAAAUGGGGUCGAGGAGGAGGUCAUAUUGACGGUCCAAGCGAGGAAGCGAAGUUUUCAGAUGAUUUUGAUGUCGUUUAUGUUGGUAGUAGCUGUUCUCUUCUGAUAGUAGACAGAGGUAACCAGGCGAUUCGGGAAAUACAACUUCACGAUGAUGAUUGUUCACAUGCGUCCAAUGGGAGCUUUCAUUUAGGAAUAGCCGUACUAGUUGCGGCUGGCUUUUUUGGUUAUAUGUUGGCACUGCUGCAGCAAAGAGUGAAGGCCAUGUUUUCUUCCCAGAGUGAUCUAAGACCUCCAAUGAAGAAAGUUUCGCCUGUGCCACCAUAUCAAAGGCCUCCUAAAUCGGUUAGACCCCCUCUAAUACCGCCGGAGGAGGAAUCUGAAGUACCAGAAGAAGAGGGUUUAUUUUCUUCGAUUGGGAGGCUUGUGGUCAACUCUGGCUCAUCCAUGGCCGAAAUUUUUUCUGGUUCUAAAAGGAAACCCCAGCACUUUGAUCUCCGUCAGCAGCAGCAGCAGCAGCUAUAUAAUGAACACGCCAAUUCAUGGCCGAUGCAGGAGAGCUUUGCGAUUCCAGACGGAGAUGAGCCUCCGCCACCAUUAGAGAGCAGAACUCCGAACCCAAAGAGGACCUACCCGUUCAUGAGCAAAGAAAUUGAGAAGAGUCAACACUUCAGGCAAAGCCAGGGUCACUACGGCAGGUGGGUUGGGGAUUACUCCCAGCAGCAGCAGCAGCAGCAGCAGCAGCAGCAGCCAAGGCAAAUGCAGCACCACCAACAGCACCACCACCGGCAUUACUCACCCGAACCAAACACAUACUAUGAGAGGAGCUGCGAGACGAACGAGAUAGUCUUCGGGGCGGUCCAAGAGCAAGAUGGCCGGCGUGAAGCCAUGGUGAUCAAGGCCGUUGACUACGCAGAUCCCAGGUUUGACCACCGCAACAUUCGGCCUCGAAUCAACUACAUGGGUUACUCUCAUGGAUACUGAGGACCGGAUCUCGCGAUUCUACAUGAAUGGUAGAUACACAAGUUCGUUAUGUUUUUCCGUCGUCUUCGUUUCUUUUUCUCUUUUUACCUUUCUGAUAAGUAAGUUUGUUAUGUGAAGCAUGAAACAUGAUGGUAGAAUCACGCUGUGGAUAUGUGAGUUAGGCUUUAGCAUCCAUCUCUUUCUUUUUACCUUUUCUUCUCCGGUGAGGAAUGUAUCUGAGAUAACGUGAGUGAAAGUCACCUAUUGAUUCCCCUGCA